This is a messenger RNA of Gongylonema pulchrum, 288 nucleotides long. Lineage: Eukaryota; Metazoa; Nematoda; Chromadorea; Rhabditida; Gongylonematidae. The record is from the annotation of a GenBank genome assembly.
AUGAAUGAUAGUUUGUUUGUGAUUGUUGUUUCAGCUGUUGUGAAAAAAAUGUCGUCGCCAAGUGCUGAGGAAUUGGCCGCUGAAUUUGAGAAGGGCGAAGCGGAGGUUGGCAAAGGAGGUGGCAAAAGGAGCAAGUGCAUUUUUUGCACGAUCCUUCGGUGUUUACAGGCUGAGCAACACGAACACAAGCAUCCGCAUCCGGGAAAUGAUACCAGAAAGAUCGUCAAUUACUGCGUCAGUGGCCAGGAGAAGAGGAAAGAGCCUCCGAGCAAUGCUAAGAAGGAAUAG